GGGUGGGAGCGGGAUGUGGGCGGCCAUCCCGCACGAGGCUUGCGCGUGGAUGCCACUGUCGGGGUCCCCGUGGGGACCCCCACAGCCCCCCUGCCCUUCUCACGCCGGCAGCUUUUUUAAUGCUUUCCUGUUUUAAUGGGGCUGCAGCCCAUCCCCGUAGCAUCCCGCCUGUGCUCUGCUUCUGAACCACCAAGGGAGGAAAAGCCACAGGAUUUUUGAAGCAAAAUCCUCUCCCAGGCCGGAGCGUGGCUCUGCCCGAGAGGUGGCAGCAUGCGACCAUGCUCGGUGGCAGCCAGGCUGGGCUCAUCCCUGGGGGCUCUCAGCUUGGCCCUGGGCUGAGGUCCCUGACGCCCCCCCCCCCCCCCCCCACCAGCAUCCAUCCUGAGCUGAGGUCUGGCUCCGUGUGCUGAUCCCAAAUCACUCCGCGACGCAAUAACCGGGUGGGCACCUUCGCCUGUGAGCGGGGCAGGGACGGAGGCUGUGCAGGGGUGGCAUCCAGGCUUCCACUGAGAGCAUCGUGCAGAGUGGCUGAGCAUCCCCCAGCCCCAGCCAAAAUUCACCUGUCCUGGGGGGCAGCGCCUGCAGCUGUGUCCUUGUUCCCAGCUGGUUCCAAUGGGAAAAGGGCCGGGUUGCACAAGGGCAGGACCCCAGCUCUGCCCAUGCACCCCAAACCCCUGCAUCCCCUCGGCCACCGGUCCCAGCACCUCCGCCGGUUAUUCACCACCCACACGUUACCGGGGAAGUGGGAGCUGCCCCUUCCUCUCCUGCCCAUCCCCCAGGGCAGGGUCAGGCCCUGGCACGCCCUGGCACACACCAGCUGCCAUCGCUUCCUCAGCGAAGCCCGACCCACUGGCCGAGUCACCGCUUCCCUCAUCCCACGAGCACCCAGUGUCCUUCCUGGCAGUGAGCCCCCUGCAAUCCUCCCGCCGGCCCCAGGCGGUUUCCUGCCCCUGUGAGGCUCAGCCCCACGGGUCGGGGGUCACAGCAUCCGCUCAACCCCCCAGCCAGCCCCACACAAGGAGGGGACAUGGCCGGAGCCAGGGCCACGCUGCUUUGCUGGGCACUGCUGGCAGCACCCGGGGGUCUGCAGCUCUGCCACGGCAUGAAGUGGCUGGAGGGGGUGAAGGGACAGUCCCUGUGCUUCCCAGCCCUGCGCUCCAUCUCUGCGAACAUCGUGAGGGUCACCUGGAGGUUCGGAGGCACCCACAUAGCCGAGGCCAAGCCCACGAAGAGCAUGUUCACUUUCAGCCUCCUGCCGAGGUUCCACGGCCGGCUGCUCAUCCACCCCAGCAACCUCUCACUGGAGAUCAGGCUGCUGAGGCUGGAGGACGCCGGGAAUUAUGAGGUGACCGUGGACACUUUGUCCGACCCCACCAAGCCGAAGACCUUUUACUACUAUUUGAUGGUUCAUGAUGGCUCAUCCGAGACAGUGACCAGGACCGGUGGCACAGGAGGACACAGCAGGAGCACUGUGGCACCCUGGGAAGCGACCAAGCCACAUGGCAGAGACACCGUGACACAGGGCACAGGUGGGGGGCAGCCCCUGGACAAGGGGGGGAGGUCGGGGAUGUGCCCAGCACAGAAUGGCUACUGCGUGGUGAAGGGCUAUCUGGUGGCCGUCAUCUUUGGGCUGCUGCUGCUGGUGGUGGCCGCUGUCCACAUCGUGACCAGGGACAGCCACCAAGCUGGGGGGUGAGGUCUCAGCAGAUCCAGGAGUGGCUGAGCCCCCCGGCAUCACCAUUCUCUGGGGACCACUCCCACGGCAGUGAUGAGCCCGUACUCUGGGCUCCAGGAGCGGUGGCUGCCCUGCCUCAGUUUCCCCAGAUGGGGAAAACCAUGAUUGUUCUAAUAAAAUCUCUCAAGGACGUGACGUAACACCCAGUUCCCUCAUCUAUUGCACAAGCAGCUGCCCCAAAAUGCAUCAACAUCUCUUCCUCCCAGAGGCCACCGCAGCCCGGGGGGGGUGGCAGCCCCCCCGGUACCUGGUAGGACCCAAACACACCCCGGUGCAGCCGCUGCAUCGAGUGUGCCGCAGCAUCGGGUCUCAGCGCACCUGAGGUGGGGACACCUCCAUUACCGGGACAUCAUCGGUUCCAUAUUUACAGCCCCGAAUCUGGUGCGAGAUAAUAAUUCAGCGUCUCAUAAAACCUUCUAUAGUUUAUAAUAA
Falco peregrinus (peregrine falcon) is the source of this 2167-nucleotide messenger RNA. RefSeq lists its product as uncharacterized. The transcript has 3 exons. Lineage: Eukaryota; Metazoa; Chordata; Aves; Falconiformes; Falconidae. Bases 1028 to 1696 code for a protein of 222 amino acids. The record is from RefSeq and is a predicted model, not a curated record.